UUGUGUUGAAUGAAAGUAAAUACCUGUCGAAAGCAUCCUCAUUAGGGUAGUCAAUACCGGCUAGCUUGAAAGAAAAAUGGACCAGAUUUGUAUACCCAUUGUUCAGUUUUGCUGCACAUAUCAAUGCAAAUAUCGACAGGCAAUCUAUAAUAAAGACAGCGAGUAUCAGACGGUCAUUCUUUAAUAUUUAGUCCAAAUCGGAAGUUUCCACGUUUUCUACAUCCUCUUACGAGAACUACCUCCUAUAACGUUGAAGAUACCGUACUGUUUUAGUUCUGUGUAUUCCUGAAGCAGAUAUUGUGGUUCUUUAAGUAAAAGACAAGUUUUUGAAUUUAACUAAAAAAUAAAUUUGAAAUAUCUUUAUAUUGAGCGCUUUAACAUGAUGGAGUUCAUGACCUUUGACGUUGGUGGAAUGAUCUUUAAGACGAAGCGUCAGAACUUACUGACUUACCCGUCAACCCGGCUAGGGAAGAUGGCACAGGAAACGUACGGCGAGGAUCCCGUCAUUAUAGACAGGAACCACACCAUCUUCUCCAACAUCCUGGACUUUUACAGACUCGGCGAACUACACCUCCCACAAAACGUGUGUGCUGCCGCGACCAUCAAAGAGUUGGAGUACUGGGACAUCCACCUGAGCCACAUUGCUGAAUGCUGUCUGAAGAUCAUCACUGAGUACGAAGAGAGCGUCAAAAAGCACAUGGAGCUGAAGCGGCGGCUAGACGACGUGGAAAUUGACUAUAACUCUAAGGAAGUGAGUGAAAACAAAGCAAAACAGCUCCUCAGGCAGACCUGGCUUUUCUUUGAUCGCCCGAACUCCUCCAAGCCUGCCUUUAUCUACAGCAUCUUCUUUAUGCUGGUGACCGUCCUGUCUGUAGCGCUGUUCUGCAUGGAGACCCACCCCCUUUUCAGGGAACAGGUCCAAACCAAGGACGAAAUUCUGGGAUUGAUGAACUUCACUGACCUUUUCGACGAUGUCAAUAUGGAUAACCCAAAAGAGAUCGUCUUCGUGACCACAGUUGUUAAGCCCUCGUUGUAUCACCUCCAGGUGACAUGUCUUGCUUUCUUCACGACAGAUCUGAUUCUUCACUUUGCAACAUGUCCUGUCAAAAAGCAAUUCUUCCGGUCCCCUCUCAAUGUCCUGGACGCCUUCCUUGUCUUUUCAAUGUGGACCACCACAGUGAUGGAAUUCGUCGAGAUAUGGAGUGCCGGAAAGAUUGCAGGAACCGUGUACAUAACAUUCAAGCUGUGCUCUGUGUUCCGUCCUUUCCGCUUGCUCCGUCUUAUCCGGCAACACAAUGGACUGAACAUGCUCUUCUUGGCGAUGGGGAACAGUAAGUGGGAGAUUGGACUGUUGAUGAUGGCCUUCAUGUUUUUCUCCACUUUUUUCGCGGGGUUCGUGUACUACGCGGAGUACAAAGAACCGACCACUUUCCCCAGUGUGUUCACGGGAAUCUGGUGGUCGGUCAUCACCAUGACGACCGUUGGUUAUGGCGACGAGUAUCCCAAGACGUUGCUUGGGAGGAUCGUCGGUACGGUGUGCGCCCUGUCGGGUGUUUUGAUCAUUGCUAUGCCUAUUGCAAUCAUAGCCUCCACAUUCAGUGAUUUCAACGACAAAAAUAAAGUUAGGCUAAAACGCCAGUCGUUCCAAACUCAGAAUAAAAAACAAGACAAGUCAGUUGAAAAUCAUUUUAAACCAUACCAAAUAAAGCACUCGGCGGUUUACUGAUUUGAUUAAAAUCUUAUAGUCUAACUUUAGCGGUUCGAUAUACAAUGAUGAGAAAUCAGUGCAGUUAUCAACCCAUUAGUUUGUUUAAAAGAGUAGACAAUCAAAAUUUGUGAUCACACUACGAAAUAUCACAAUUGAGUCAACUGUUGUGUGGUAAGCAUGUCUACAACGGCAUGUCUUGAACCAAUGUCAGGAAAAGAGACGGGGUAAGGUCUGGCUGGGAUUUUUUUUUGUUGUUGCAUGAACCGGGUAUUUUAUAUCAAAGUUAUACUGGUUAAUAAUUAUCACAAUUAUAGCUUAUCAGGAGCCAUUAUGUAUGUAUAUUUUUAUUCCAAUGUCCAGUACGUAUAAAUGCUUGUUUUCUAUGAAAACGUUUACCCAAAAUUCAAUAAUGAUUAUAUUUUGCAUAUUUAUAACUAUAUAAAUUGACGUGUGAAACUGUCAGAUUUUGUUCAUAUAAACUUUGUAUAGCAUUUGACAUACGGGAUACAUUAAAGGAAUACGGGAGAUAACUUUAACUCAGCGCAUUUAUUAUGAAAUAUCCCGAGAGUUCCGAGUGUCAACAUGGUGUGUAAAUUCGAAGAAAAAGUAUUGAAUUUUUCAUCAAAUUGAAUUAAAAUUUUUAGAUGAAAAUUUGACUGUUAUUUUCAACGCAGCGUCAAAAAACGUUUUGGAGCGAAUCUGCAUUGUUUUGCUCCAUUACGGGUAUAUGCGAGGCAUCUCAACUUUGGUGAAGGCCUGUUUCGAGGCACAAUUAGAUUAUUCUAGCUAAGCAGAGUGUAGUGAAAUUAAUAGCAUUAUUGUAGUCUUAAAGCUUGGUUAUGUAAAUGUCAACACUACGGUGUGUCGAUGUAUCUAUUUCGUAAAUGUCUGAUAUCAUUUGCAAUGUUAACCCGUGCAUGGACGGGUCAAAGUCUAGUCAGAUUAAACAAUUUAAUGAUCACAAGAUCGAUAAUACAUAUGUAGUUUUAAAAUUUGGUCUUUAAUUAGCAUAUAUGUAGCCGAACAGUUAAGGGGAAGAUGGUACUUGUAAAUCAAACAACAUAUACAAUAUAAUACAAAAUAUGAGAAAAUUGACAAAUUAAAGAGGAGACAAUGGCUAUACCUUACCAGAAAGAUGAUUGAAAAUAAUUUACAAUGCUUACUUAUAAGGAAAGUUAAUAUUUGAACUUUACAGAGACAUUAGAAGUGUUGCAACUGUGAAAAAAUACAAUUAAUUAUUCACAGUGCAAUAAAAUUAUACCAAAAACUAAAUCUUUACACUUAUAUAUAAAUCAUACGUUGAUAUGAAUUUCACAUAUCAUAAGAUGCAACAACAAAAAAAUCAAAACAAAACAAAACAAAAUACAUGCAUAUCGACUGCAUAGUAGAAAUUAUCUAUGGGAACUCUCCAUACUUUAAUAUUAAGGUCAAGAUCUAGUAAAUGAAAGAUGCCUACAGUUCUAUGAAAUUCAGGAUAUAAAUUCGUUCAAUGAUGCUUCACAACAAUAGCUUUGUUUGAUAGGGUAAGGCAGGGCUUAAAUGUUUGGUAAACACAAUGAAAAAUCAGAUUUUUAACUGUCAAUAUCCAUUUAAUAUGAUAGAAAUAAGAAAAUAAAUUUCGGAGUUUUGUAAAUAUCUAACUAAUGAAGUACCGUAUAUCGAGAAUGCCUAGAGAUUCUCAAAAAACGCCAUUUAAAAUGAUAUCAAAAUGAAUACAAGUAUCUGGAUAACUUUUCACCCUAUUUAAUAUAGAAUGUCAAGAAACUGUUUCAUUUUUUAAAUAAUUCCCUUAAAA
This is a messenger RNA of Magallana angulata, 3503 nucleotides long. RefSeq names its product potassium voltage-gated channel protein egl-36-like. The transcript is spliced from 2 exons. Gene Ontology annotation, biological process: potassium ion transmembrane transport; protein homooligomerization. Lineage: Eukaryota; Metazoa; Mollusca; Bivalvia; Ostreida; Ostreidae. The coding region runs from base 380 to 1726 and encodes 448 amino acids. Gene Ontology annotation, cellular component: membrane; voltage-gated potassium channel complex. The record is from RefSeq and is a predicted model, not a curated record. Gene Ontology annotation, molecular function: protein binding; voltage-gated potassium channel activity.